UGUAGUGCAUCUGGGUGUGAGAGGAAUUGGAGCACAUUUGAGCAGAUUCAUACAAAGAAAAGAAACAGACUUGAACAUCAAAAGCUCAAUGCUCUAGUAUAUGUGAAGUAUAAUACGGCACUAAGAGAGAGAAGUAUUAGAAGGAGGUCAAAGAUUGAUCCAAUAUUGGUGAAUGAAAUUGAGUCCGAUGAUGAAUGGAUAGCUGAGGUUGAAGAACCAAUUCUACCAACUGAUCUUACUUGGCUUAAUUCUCAAGAAUUAUAUGAUGUUGAUGUCAUCAGAAAUAUGCCCACUGAACCUUAUGAAACUGAUCUACAUACUCGAGUGCCUAUUUCUGUGGAGCCUAUUGGUGAUCCUAGGACUCAAGAGCGAGGGAAUAUUCAUGUUAGGACUCAAGAGCCUAUUGUCCAUUCUAGAACUCAAGAGCCUAUUGUCCAUUCUAGAACUCAGGAUCCUAUUAUUGAUGAUGAUCUUAUUCUUGAUGAUGAUGUUCUUCUUUCCUCGUUAGCUUCAAAAAAGAGAAAAGAUGGUGAAACCUCAAGUAAGAGGAAAGUCAAAAGCAAGUCCAUAAGAGCGAUGCUUAUGGAUGAAGAUGAUGAGAUAGAUAAAGAUCCUUCAACAUUUGAUAGUGGGAAAUAUCCUUUUCAUAUUGAUACAGUUGAUCAAUAUGAUAGUGAUGCUAGUUUGAAUGAUAUUAGUGUUGAGGAGUGGGAUGAGUGAAUUAUGUUUUUGUUUUGAUGUUGAAUAAAUAUUUUAUGUUUUGGGAUUGAUUAUUAUGUAUUGGGAUAGAUUAUUAUGUUUUGAAUGACAAUUAGUUGUACAAUUUAAUCGUAUUAUAUUA
This is a messenger RNA of Prunus persica (peach), 841 nucleotides long. RefSeq lists its product as uncharacterized. Bases 286 to 720 code for a protein of 144 amino acids. The transcript has 2 exons. The record is from RefSeq and is a predicted model, not a curated record. Lineage: Eukaryota; Viridiplantae; Streptophyta; Magnoliopsida; Rosales; Rosaceae.